GCCUCCUUCGCUGGCGGGCGGGGACGGGAGAAGGGGGUUUUGAGGGAAGCUGCGCCCCCCCCCCUCUUCUCCUCCUCCUCCUCCCGGGGCCGAAGACACGGGGAGGGAGGAGCCUGCCUCCAUUAUUUAUAUUUUGUCUCCCUUUUUAUUUCCUCCCCUCCUUCAAAGUCUGACACGUCCGCAGUGAGUGAGUGGCGUUGGCAUCCUGUCAAUCCGUCACCGGGGCCGGCAGCAGCAGCGCAAAGCGGGGCAAGCAGCCGGAGCCAUAAAUCCCGCCCGGGAGAGCCCCGACUACCGGCCCCCCAUCCAUCUCUCCCUCAUCACCCCUCAGCCGCCGCCGAGGAGGAAAAAACUUUUUUGAUUGCUGCUCUGAGGCAUCAUCAUCAUCAUCGUCCCCAUCUGACUGGGCACCUUAACCAUUUCUAUCACCUCUCCCUGCCCGGCUCCUGUCAUUAAUACUGGGCGCUGCUCCCCCACCCGCCCCCAACUUCUUCUUCUUCUUCUUCUUCUUCCCAGAGACUUUCUUUUGAUGCAUCUUAUUUCUCCUCUUUUUUUUAUUUAAAUAAUCCCUCAUUUAUUUUAUUGGCGGUGAUCAGCGAGGAGCUGCGGCUACUACUACUACUCCUCUAACUACUACUACUACUCCUCCAUCAUCAUCAUCGGGCACUGAUUUAUGUCCUGGACGCGGACAGAUCGGGACUGAAAAGAAAGGACCGAGGCGAUGUGAGGAGCCCCGAUGCCUUCUUCUGACUCCGUGACAUCUAUCACCAUCUGCGGGGAAAUGAGCUGAGAAUAAUUGACUUUAUUUAUUUAUUUUUUUGACAUUUUUACAAAAAAAAAAAAAUAUAUAUAUAUUUUUUUUUUUAGGAUUUUCUUUCUUGGAAUAAAGCUUUGAAAAAUCAUCAACGUGAUUUCUUAUGCAAGGACUGUCCUAGAAGAAAGUGCGUCUUCUCCUGCAGAGCAUCCUUUCCUUCAAGAUCUCGGAGUGGGUCUUGCAUUGACAGAAGAGGGGGGGGAGGAAAAAAAAAAAAAAAUUGCUAAAAAACUGAUUUCCACUUGUGACUUGAAUGGCUUUUGCUUACUCGUGUCCUGAUGGGAUGAAUCGGAAGCGGCCUUGGCAAAGAUAAAGAAGCAGGGACCUUUGACCUUUCAUGAGACCCCCAGAAUUUUGUCGCAUUUGCAGCGCGCGGUGGAAUAAAUCGGCACUGGAAAUAGACCCCCAGAAGCAGAAUUUUGUCUAGACGAGGCGUUACUUUCUAUCAGUUUUUUUUUUUCCCGGAUGGAGUGAAGAACUGUAUUUAGACACCUUCUUUGCCAGUCAGUGCACGGGAAUUUACUCUUCGUUGUCACUGUUGAUGUGCGGGGCACUGACCCCCCAAGCGGUUGUGCCCCCGACUGUGAGGUCGUCUCCUCGCAGUCUAGAUUUCCAUUGAUUUCGGCUGCGGAGAGGAGUAUGGACGAGCAGACCAGGAUGCUGCAGACUUUGGCCGGGGUGAACAUGGCCGGUCACUCGGUACAGGGGGGGAUGACUUUACCUCCUCCCCACGGACACGACGGGACCGAUGGGGACGGCAGGAAGCAGGACAUUGGCGACAUCCUGCACCAGAUCAUGACCAUCACUGAUCAGAGCCUGGACGAGGCACAAGCAAAGAAGCAUGCACUGAACUGCCAUAGGAUGAAGCCGGCCCUCUUCAGUGUUCUGUGUGAAAUCAAAGAGAAAACAGGUCUCAGCAUCCGAGGGGCACAGGAAGAAGAUCCCCCAGACCCACAGCUCAUGAGGCUGGACAACAUGUUGCUGGCAGAAGGCGUAUCCGGACCUGAGAAAGGAAGCGGAGCUGCAGCAGCCGCAGCGGCGGCGGCAGCGUCAGGCGGGACCUCAGACAACUCAAUCGAACAUUCCGACUACAGAGCCAAACUCAGCCAGAUCCGACAGAUUUACCACACAGAACUGGAGAAAUACGAGCAGGCAUGCAAUGAAUUUACAACCCACGUGAUGAAUCUUCUGAGAGAGCAAAGCCGGACGCGCCCCAUCUCCCCCAAAGAAAUCGAAAGGAUGGUGGGCAUUAUCCACAGGAAGUUCAGCUCCAUCCAAAUGCAACUGAAACAAAGCACUUGCGAAGCUGUCAUGAUCUUGAGGUCGAGGUUUCUCGAUGCCAGGAGAAAAAGACGUAACUUCAGUAAACAGGCCACAGAGAUCCUAAAUGAGUACUUCUACUCCCACCUCAGCAACCCUUACCCAAGCGAGGAAGCCAAAGAGGAGCUGGCGAAGAAAUGCAGUAUCACAGUGUCACAGGUAUCCAACUGGUUCGGGAACAAGCGAAUCAGGUACAAGAAAAACAUUGGCAAGUUUCAGGAAGAGGCAAACCUGUACGCAGCCAAGACGGCCGUCAACGCAGCUCAUGCAGUGGCAGCCGCCGUGCAGAACAACCAGACCAGCUCCCCCACUACGCCAAAUUCCGGUUCUUCUGGUUCUUUUAAUCUCCCAAAUUCAGGCGACAUGUACAUGAAUAUGCAGAGUCUGAAUGGGGAUUCUUACCAAGGGGCCCAAGUUGGAGCCAAUGUGCAAUCACAGGUGGAUUCCCUUCGUCAUGUUAUCAAUCAGACGGGCGGAUACAGUGAUGCCUUGGGAGGGAAUUCACUGUACAGUCCACAUCACCUAACUGCUAAUGGAGGGUGGCAUGAGGCGGCAACCCCUUCUUCUGUCACCUCCCCAACAGAAGGGCCCGGCAGCGUGAACUCUGAUACCUCUAACUGAGUGACCCCUCAUAAAACUGUGCAGUCCCAGCUCUCUGGAGGGAUAAGGCAUCAUGUUAGGUCUUUAUUCAACACUUCGUUAAGCAGAUACCCAGCUCUGAGGAAGAAGAAGACCUUCACCUUCCGAUAAAUCUUCUUCUCCAGCUCAUUGGUGCUGCUUUGCCUGUUUCAAAUAAGGACCCGCACACAGCCGCAUUGUACGUCCCAGCUGAGACAAGCUGCUGGAUUCCAGUACAUCUGAAUUUUUUAUUUUUUUUUGCUUAAUCACCACUUUGAAAGCACUUUAUCUAAUCGGGCCAAGAUCUGAGUUAGAAUCUGUGAAACGGUCUCCACGUCCCAUCGGCACUUUUUAAUCAACGGCUCAUCUGAAGGAAUGAAGUAGCAGCUUUAAGGAGAAACGUUUGCAUGUUUGCCUAGAGUAUCUGGGGUUACAGUGAAGAGACAUUGUGAUGAUGAUGAUGAUGAUUUUUUUCUUCUUGCUCGUUUUCCUAUAGGACACAUCAAAAGCUCUGUUGAUCUGUGAAGAUGCAUCCACUUCUACAGGGAAAAAAAAAAAUCUUCACAUGCUGUUAAUGAAUUAUCUCACCGGAUGGACUCUUUAAUCAAGCCCUUUCAUGUUGUCAUCUGUCGGCCACAUUUCCCAAUUUUUUUUUAUUUCAGAAUUCAAAAACAAAUAAAAUAAAAUAAAAAAUCUC
Molecule: messenger RNA, 3449 nt
Organism: Bufo gargarizans (Asiatic toad)
Lineage: Eukaryota; Metazoa; Chordata; Amphibia; Anura; Bufonidae
Gene: PBX3
Product: PBX homeobox 3
Exons: 9
Coding region: 1454-2755 (433 amino acids)
Biological process (GO): eye development; embryonic organ development; regulation of transcription by RNA polymerase II
Cellular component (GO): nucleus
Molecular function (GO): DNA-binding transcription factor activity, RNA polymerase II-specific; RNA polymerase II cis-regulatory region sequence-specific DNA binding
Source: RefSeq, a predicted model, not a curated record